This is a messenger RNA of Actinia tenebrosa (Australian red waratah sea anemone), 4838 nucleotides long. RefSeq names its product katanin p80 WD40 repeat-containing subunit B1. Gene Ontology annotation, molecular function: microtubule binding. The record is from RefSeq and is a predicted model, not a curated record. Gene Ontology annotation, biological process: microtubule depolymerization; microtubule severing. Gene Ontology annotation, cellular component: katanin complex. NCBI's taxonomy places the organism in Eukaryota, Metazoa, Cnidaria, Anthozoa, Actiniaria, Actiniidae.
GUUUCUUCGCUACAAGAAACUUGCUGUCAGAGUGACGGGCGGCGUGGCCAUUUUAAACCCCUUUUAAAGGCUUAAAACCCACAUUUUCCUGUCUAAGGAGGCUCUUGAACCACUUUUGUAGCCUUGCCAACUAUGUGACAGCGUUUCACGCAUACWUUUUGGAGGAAAGACGCAUUUGAAGUUUCUAGAAGUCAACGGUCGCGAGGGCGCUAAAAUGGCUGCUCCGAACAAGAGAGCAUGGAAACUCCAAGAGUUUGUUGCACAUGGAUCCAAUGUAAAUUGCUUGGCGUUGGGRUCCAGUUCAGGGAGAGUAAUGGUGACAGGAGGAGAAGAUCGUAAAGUCAACAUGUGGGCCAUUGGAAAACCUAAUGUUAUAAUGAGCUUCACAGGUCACACUAGUCCAAUAGAAUGUGUUCAGUUUAAUGGUAGYGAGGACCUUGUUUUAGCUGGAUCACAGUCAGGAACCCUGAAAAUAUGGGAUCUUGAGGCGGCAAAAAUUCUCAGAACUCUUACUGGUCAUAAAAGUAGUAUACGAAGUCUAGACUUUCAUCCUUAUGGUGACUUUGUGGCCUCUGGCUCUUUAGAURCAAAUUUAAAGUUAUGGGAUGUUAGAAGAAAAGGAUGUAUAUUUACGUAUAAGGGUCAUACAGACUGUGUAAAUAAUUUAAGAUUUAGUCCAGAUGGUAGAUGGAUUGURUCUUCAGGGGAAGAUGGAACAGCUAAGAUAUGGGAUCUUACUGCUGGGAAGCUAAUAAAUGAUUUUAAACUACAUUCUGGGCCAGUUAACUGUGCGGAAUUUCAUCCUAAAGAGUUCUUGUUGGCAACUGGGAGCAAUGACAGAACUGUUAAAUUCUGGGAUCUGGAGACAUUCCAGCUUGUAUCAAGCACUGAUGUAGAAACAUGUCCCGUCAGAUGUAUAGAUUUUCAUUCGGAGGGGAUUGCUUUGUUCAGUGGUGCACAAGAUUCCCUUAAGAUAUAUGGCUGGGAACCUGUCAGAUGUUAUGAAAGCUUUGCUCUUGGUUGGGGGAAAGUUGCAGAUUUUUCACUUGUCUCAAACCAGUUGAUUGGUGCUGGAUUCCACCAGUCCAAUGUGGCAGUAUGGGUAGUAGAUCUAGGGCACUUAGAAAACCUCAUAGCAAAAGCUAAUGAAGAAAAGAGUGAUGUAGGGAAUUACGUUGGGGAGGUCCAAAGAGAGAGUGCUCCUGUUAUUGAGCAAGUACUGGUCAAAGCCCCAUCCACAAAAACUCCUCCCAGACGAGCCUUUAACACAGAACGGCCACAAACAACAUCAACAAAAACUAAGUCAUCACGUCCCAGCCCUCCAAUAGUAAAAGAAGAACCACCAGAAGAACCAGAGGAAAAAGAAGGAGCCGAUGAAGAUAACAUGGAAGCAGUAUUUCAAGCCAGAACAAAGCUAGAUCGAUCGCCGAAACCAAAAAAGAAACACGAACCGUUCCAAGCACCAAUUGAUGAUACGCCAGCCCCAGCACCUACGCCUGCUCCAGCACCUACACCUAUCAGCAGAGUACCCAUCAUGCCAGAACCUACGAAGCCCAGUCAACCUGAGCCAGUUGCUUUGACCCAGACCAAAAACAUUGUGCCGUCAGAGAGAGACAAGCCAGCAGGUCUGCACAUGUCAGACUUUCUACCGUCUCAAGCUGUGAUCACACCUGAAAUGCCAAUAGAUGUACCCUAUGAUGAUAAUAAGUUUAUUCCUCCGGAACCAAAAAUAUCUGAGGCAGAAUGCCUGGACAUGCUCAACAAGAGCCAUGCAUCUAUCUGUAGUAUCAUGUCGGCAAGACAGAAGAACCUGUCCGUCAUUAAUCGUUAUUGGGUUGAUGGUGAAACAAAAACAGCAGUACAAACAGCAGUUAACAUGAAUGAUCCAGCAAUCUUUGUGGAUGUACUCAAUGUACUCUGCCUUAAACAAUCUCUUUGGAAUCUUGGAAUCUGCAUCCUUAUUUUACCUGAAUUAAAAGACUUAUUUAUUAGUAAAUAUGAAAGCUAUGUACAAGCAGCGGCAUCAGCACUGAAGCUCGUCCUGAAGAACUUUGCUCCAGUUAUCAAGAGCAACAUGUGUGCACCACCUGUUUCUAUAGGUGUUGAUCUUGUUAGAGAAGAGAGAUACCAAAAGUGUCAAACAUGCCAUUCACACCUGAUGGCUAUUCGAAGUGUAAUAUCAAGCAAAACAGCUGUUUCUGGUAAAAUGGGAAGUCUUUUCAGGGAGCUGUCACUGGCUUUUACUAUCCUUGAUUAACUGUAAAUAAAGCAUUGGUACCAGUUGAUGGGCCAGAAAACCCUGGGUCACCAUUUCCAGGAAGGCGCCUCCUCUUUUCCAGGCAGGAAGGCAAGUGAAGUGGUCCAAGAAUUUAAGGUCAGAUAGAAUAAGAUUGUGUUUUAGAUACAUGAAUGAAAAUUCCAUUGGAGGUAUGAUAGCUCUAGCUUGCAUUUAGGUGAUGUUACAUGAGACUAUUUUUACCCCAACAUUGUUGCGUUAAAAGUUGUCCUCUUGUAACAUGGCGCGCACAGCAACACAAAUCAGUGUUAACAAUGUUGGGAGUUUUGAAGGCCAUUCAAAAACCUGCAACAUGUUGCUGCACAAAAUCGUAACCACGUGCUAUGUUACAUGAGAACGAAUUUUGUGCAACAUUGUUGCACAAAAAAAUAUAGUCGUUGAGAAUCGUCUCAUGUAACACAUCAUUUAGUAGGUAGGACACGAAUUCCAGUUUAAUUGCCAAGGACAUGGCUGUUUUGAAUGCCGCUGACAUCCUAUGAUAAAUAAUGCCAGUAAUAAUGGUUAAUGAUUAUUUAAAAACUUUGCCGACAACAUGACAAUGAUAUUGUUAGACAAUAACUUGACCCUAGUGUAUAAACCGCAUGUUGUGAGUGAAGGUAAAAAUCACACACUUAUUUACCAAUAAAUCCUCAUUUGAUGAUAGUUUUGAUAAACUAAUUAAAAUUUUUUUAAAUCCGUGGGAUUACRUCUUAUUAUUUACCAAAUAGGGUACAAUCGUGGAGUAAUCAGUAACUUAUUUUGGCUUUUCAAACUUCAUGGCUCAUAAUUCCAAUAAGAAUAGGUUUAUUUUUCAACUAAGUUACAAAAGGAAUAAUACUCAAGGGAAUGACACAGUAUGAGGUCUAUAGAWAUAGACGUCCUUAUAGUCUGUUCUUUUCUUGCAUCAUCAGCAUUAAUGUAAGAAAAACUUACCGAUUCGUUGCAACUCUUCUUUACCACCGUUUGCAUUACUACGCGGCCACCCCAGACACAAAUCGCGUCGUGUAGUUUGCAAUAGACUGCCGUCAAUCAAACACCUCAUUCUACUUGGAUGUACUCAAACUCUUUGCAAUCGCUUUCUGAACUUUCCUUCGUGAUAUCUGACUAAGAAAGCUUGAUAGAAAAGCCAACUCACUGAUCCAAACGUGUAUAAAUGGCAUCAACAUGAAUGAUUGAUGGCAGUCUAUUACAAACUACAUGACUCAAUUUGUGUCAGGGGUGGCCGUGUAGUAACGCAAACAGCUGUAACACUCACGAUAUGACAAUAAAUUGUUGUUGUUGGAAUAUCUUACUUCAGCCACUGUAAAUAGAUAAAUUGUGCCAUCAAUGUUAUAAUUAUUUUUAAACUAUUCGUGUGCAAAGUUGAGUUAUGUCCAUGAAGUGAAUGCCUUAGAUAUAAUAUCACACCUUGCGAGUUAUGGUAUAUGAUACGGAGAUCAAUAAUUUGAUUGCAGUUUUCUAAUGCUACUUGUUAGCAAUUCCACUGAAAACUGUGCAAUUUAACGACAGUCAACAUUUACAGCACGGUGUUCAAGAGUAUGACCAUAUUUAAUGUAUUUUUAUACGUGCAGGCUUUUUGCUGACAAGGGAGUUUAAUAUAGAGGUAUAUAUAGCUUGGAGUGCCUGUAGUUAGAUGGCAGAACAAUAAAAUCCCGUUGAUUCCAUGAAUUGAAUUCUCUCUCAUGUAAAACAAUUGUAUUGUUCCUGCCAUCUAACAUGGCUGCCAUCACGUGAUGUACAUAACCUCUAUAAUAUACCCCUUAUUUGAUAAAACCAGCCAGCUUCGUAUUGUGUCAGUUUUACAUUCACAAGCCUGUGAAUAAAAGUGUGGGAAUAUAUGAGAAUAUCACAUGUUAAGAGCUUGAUAUCAUUUUUAUUCACGAGUUUCCAUAUGAUAUUGCGAACCCGGGGGGAAUCCAUGAAAAAAGUACCAGGGAUGCCCGUGGGAAAUUUUCAAAAAGACCCCUAAAAGAUACCGGAAGUCUUUAAAAAAGGGCGUAAAAAGCACCUAGGAUAAGCCAUAUCRAUGCGCGCUUCUCUCCUUUUCCGACACCCUAAUAGAUACCAGUAAAUGCUGAUUUUCAAAAAUUCGCAUUUAACACCCUAAAAGAUACCAAAUCGCGAAUUUUUACCCCUAAGAGAUACGACGAGCAUCCCUGGUACUUUUUCCUCAGAGUCCCCCUCCCUGGGAUUGCGAACAAGUAAGUCUGCGAGCAAUUAAGUGAUAUCAUAUGGAAAAGGAGUGAAUAAAAAUGGUAUCAAGCUCUUAACAUGUAAUAAUUCAUGUAUUACCCAUUUAGGGUYGAUAAAAUGACAAACUUUUCAGUUCACCAUGAAGCGAUAUCGUAUCACUUCACUGAUGUGGUUUUUAUUCACAGCUUUAUCACACUGAUAUCAACCCUAAAAGUGUAAUAAAAUUUAUUAUCGUUGGUCAUACUUUUGCAUGUYGUGCUGAAGUUUUCUUUGUCACAAUGUCUUUAUUUGUGAAAAAACAUUUUUAGCAUACCUUUAAUUUAUGACAAAAUGUAUUUACUAAUGAAUAAAGUUUGUGUUUAGUUCUUAA